AUGUAUUCUUCUGAACAUGAGAAGCAAGUUAUGGCUUUAAACAAUUGUUCAAGGGUGGACGAGUUCAUUCUUCUUGGAUUCCCACACACGGGGGGAAUAAACAUUGUUUUGUUUGCAAUUAUCCUUGGGUUCUACAUUUUGACAAUUGCAGGAAAUGGUCUCAUCAUCGUGAUUGUGAGAGCUGAUCGCCAGCUCCAGAAGCCGAUGUAUUUCUUCCUCAGCAACCUCUCUUGCCUGGGGAUGGGGCACACCACUGCUACCAUCCCCAAGAUGUUAGUCAAUCUGCUCUCGGAAAAGCCCACCAUCUGCUUCUACUGCUGCAUGUUGCAACUAUUCAAUUUCUUCUACUUCGGUGUGACCGAAUUUUUCAUCCUGACUGUCCUGUCCUUCGAUAGAUAUUUAGCCAUCUGCAAGCCCCUGCGGUAUACCACCAUCAUGACUUCCAACCUCUGCCUUCAACUUGCAGGGGGUUCCUGGGCUGCGGGAUUUUUCUGUAUAAUUUCCCAAGUGAUAAUGGUGGCAACACUUCCCUUCUGUGACUCUGAUACCAUCAACCAUUUCUUCUGUGAUAUUGGACCAUUGUUGCAAAUCGCCAGUGGGGAUACACAGCUAAUAGAAGCUCUGAAUUUCCUGGUGGCCAUGAGUGUGGUGCUGGCCUCUCUACUCCUGACAGUGAUCUCUUAUGUCUUCAUCAUCUCCACAAUUCUGCGCAUCCCUUCCACCAGUGGACAGAAGAAGGCCUUUUCCACCUGCACCUCUCAUCUGACUGUGGUGAGCAUAUACUAUGGAGCUGUCCUUUUCAUCUAUUUGAGACCUAGCGUUGCACGCUCCUCUUUCAGCCUCAACAAAGCCGUCUCUUUGCUGAACACUGUGGUCGUCCCGAUGCUAAACCCUUUCAUAUACACCAUUAGAAAUGUGGAAGUUAAAGAGGCCUUACGGAAAGUCUUAAGGAAGAAAGGUACUGACGUCAGGUAA
Messenger RNA from Euleptes europaea (tarantolino), 975 nucleotides. Its product is annotated as olfactory receptor 6X1-like. Bases 1 to 975 code for a protein of 324 amino acids. The record is from RefSeq and is a predicted model, not a curated record. Gene Ontology annotation, molecular function: olfactory receptor activity; G protein-coupled receptor activity. NCBI's taxonomy places the organism in Eukaryota, Metazoa, Chordata, Lepidosauria, Squamata, Sphaerodactylidae. The transcript has a single exon. Gene Ontology annotation, biological process: G protein-coupled receptor signaling pathway. Gene Ontology annotation, cellular component: membrane.